GUGUGUUUUUCAUACAUCUGAAUCUGCAGUGCCUUUAGUUUUACUGUAUAAUUCUACUUUGAAUAGUUUAUGGAGAGGCGCGUCUGGUUGCGCGUCUGCGCAUGAAGUUUGUCCCACGUCGCGGCCAGUACCUGGCCGAAGAACGCGACAACAGGCGACAUUCGAACUGGUUCGACUUCAUUUGGGUUGAAUCUUCCUCUUGUUGCUCUGAAAAUGUUGUGGUUUGUCGCGGUUCUGUGGUCGCUGGCGUCCGUCUUCGGGGAGAACCCGUGUCCGUGUCAGAGGCCGGAGCUUUGUCGACCGAUCCAGAAGCACAGAGACUUUGAGGUGUUUGUGUUUGAUGUGGGCGGAAAGACGUGGAAGUCGUACAACUGGAGCAUGGUGACGACUGUGGCCACGUUUGGGAAAUAUGACGCAGAGCUCAUGUGCUACGCUCACUCCAAAGGAGCACGAGUAGUCCUCAAAGGUGAUGUCCCCCUGUCUCACAUUGUGGACCGAGAUAACAGGACGGCGUGGAUAACAGAGAAAGUUAAUUUGGCCAAGAGUCAGUUUAUGGACGGGAUCAACAUCGAUAUUGAACAAGCGGUGGAGAAGGGGUCGCCUGAGUACCAAGCCCUGACAGACCUGGUCAAUGAGACCACGCAGGCCUUCCACAGCGCCAUCCGAGGUUCUCAGGUCUCCUUUGAUGUUGCCUGGUCUUCGAAGGGCAUCGACAAGCGCUUCUACGAUUACGUGGCCAUUGCUGAAUCCUGCGACCUGCUCUUUGUCAUGUCCUACGAUGAGCAGAGCCAGAUCACGGGGGACUGCAUCGCGAUGGCGAACGCCCCACUCGCCCAAACACUCGCCGCUUAUGACGAGUACGUAAACCUGAAGAUCGAUCCAAAGAAGCUUGUGAUGGGGGUGCCGUGGUAUGGCUACGACUACCCGUGCCUCAAUCUGUCCCAGGAAGGCGUUUGCUCCAUAGCCAAGGUUCCAUUCCGAGGAGCCCCCUGCAGCGAUGCAGCAGGAAAACAGAAGACGUACCGGUGGAUUAUGCAGCAGGUGACCAGCUCGCUGACUGGCAGGCUGUGGGACGACAAGCAGCAGGCUCCCUACUUCAAUUACAAGGACCAGAAGGGGCAGAUUCAUCAGGUCUGGUACGAUGACCCUCAGAGUAUUUGUCCCAAGGCAAAUGCUGUGCUGUCCAAAGGUCUGAGGGGCAUCGGCAUGUGGAACGGUAACAUCCUGGACUACAGCGACGACCCGGUCGCCAGGCAACACACCGCGCUGAUGUGGAACGCCUUGUUAGGAUGCUAGCUGGGAAAAGCUCUACACCCCUGCAGACAUUUACGCCACCAGCCUCUUUGUUUGUUGCUAAGUCAAUAUAUCCUAUUGUGGCAGAGACAACGCUGACGCUGAGUUCAGGGACGCGUACUUUGCACUUUAGAGUUUAUUGAUGCUUUUACUGCCGUUGCCUUUGAAUGUAACUGCCUCAGACAUUCCUCCGUGCUAACUGACCCGACACAAUCUCGUGAUUCACCUGUUCAGCUUGUUAACAUCUGUGCACUUUAAUAUUGUCCAUUAAUAAAAAAAAUAUUCAGUUAAAACACUUAA
Molecule: messenger RNA, 1593 nt
Organism: Betta splendens (Siamese fighting fish)
Lineage: Eukaryota; Metazoa; Chordata; Actinopteri; Anabantiformes; Osphronemidae
Gene: ctbs
Product: chitobiase, di-N-acetyl-
Exons: 7
Coding region: 214-1296 (360 amino acids)
Biological process (GO): chitin catabolic process; carbohydrate metabolic process
Cellular component (GO): extracellular region
Molecular function (GO): chitin binding; chitinase activity
Source: RefSeq, a predicted model, not a curated record